Molecule: messenger RNA, 1527 nt
Organism: Pestalotiopsis fici W106-1
Lineage: Eukaryota; Fungi; Ascomycota; Sordariomycetes; Amphisphaeriales; Sporocadaceae
Exons: 3
Coding region: 1-1527 (508 amino acids)
Biological process (GO): allantoate transport; transmembrane transport; tripeptide transport
Cellular component (GO): plasma membrane
Molecular function (GO): dipeptide transmembrane transporter activity; allantoate transmembrane transporter activity
Source: RefSeq, a predicted model, not a curated record
AUGGCUGGCAACGACGACAUCGAGGCUGCGACCACGAAUACUCAUCCCGAGGAUGCAGUAAAGGGAGAAGUUGCUGACGAGGGUUAUGAGCUAUUUGAGGAGACAGCGCCCGAUGCGGUCUCACAGGAAGCAGCCGACGCUGUUCGUCGCAAGAUUGACCGUCAUUUGCUCCCUCUCAUGUGCGCGCUCUACGGCCUCAACUAUGUUGACAAGGUGGCAAAUGGUUGGGCAGUGCUCUUCGACCUGAGAGCUGAUCUUGGUCUGGUCGGAACUGAGUAUUCAUGGGCUAGCUCCAUGUUUUACUUCGGCUACUUGGCCGCACAAUAUCCCGCCAACUACAUUUUGCAGCGCUUUCAGACGGCCAGGGUUCUGAGCAUAUCCGUCAUUAUCUGGGGAAUCCUCAUGCUUGGUCAUCUUGGCCUUAAGAAUUUCGCCGGGUUCAUGGUGAUUCGCUUCCUCCUUGGCGUCGCCGAGUCAGUUGUCACGCCUGGCUUUGUGCUGUACACUUCCAUGUUCUACACCCGAAAGGAGCAGGUGUGGCGAACUAUGCUAUGGGCCGCUAUGCAAGGAUGCUUCAGUAUCGUGACAGCUCUGAUAUCAUAUGGGUUGGGUCACAUCACCAACACCGCCCUACGUCCGUGGAUGUACAUCUUUCUUGUCCUAGGUCUCCUGAGUCUGAUUGUCGGAUUCGGCUGGCUCUUUUACAUGCCUCAGACCCCAAAUAAGGCCAGAUUCCUUUCCCCAGAGGAGCGCGUGAUUGCAGUCCAACGCGUCGCUGGCAACAUGAUGGGAAUCAAGGGCUACCAGUGGAAGAGCUACCAGAUAUGGCACGCCGUCAUUGACCCCAAGGUCUGGCUAAUUUUAGCCUUUGUCCUCUUUACUCAGCUACCAAACGGAGGACUCACCAGCUUUGGAUCUCUUGUCGUCUCUGGCUUCGGCUUUGAUUCCUUUAGAACGCUGCUCAUUGGCCUGCCCUCGAGUGUGGUGAGUGCCGGUAGUAUGAUUGUAUGGGGAACCUUCUCCAUCAAGCACGGCAACCUACGCACUUGGGGCAUGAUCAUUCCCCUCUUGCCCGCCAUCGCCGGUAUUGCCGCUGUGUAUGGUACCAUGAACACCGAUGCAAACAAGUACGGCCGAGUUGUUGCCUACUGGUUGAUCAACUCGUAUGCGGUAACAUGGCCAUUCGUACUGACCAUUAUUGGUCAAAACAUUGCCGGACACACCAAGCGAGCCUUUACCAACACGAUGAUGCUGAUCUUGUUUGCGACCGGCAAUAUCGCCGGUCCCUUUUUCUUCCGCAGUCAAGAUGCUCCGCGAUACGUCUUGGCCAUCGCCAGUAUUCUCGUCUUUUUCUGCGCGUCCUUGCUCUGCGCUGUAGUGCUGCGCUUCUACAUGUUGUGGGAAAACAAGAGGAGAGAUCGUGUCUAUGGCGCUGUAGAGACUACAGAGGCCAAGGUUGACGGCAUGCGGACGGGUAUGCACGAUAAGACGGAUCAAGAGAACACAGAUUUCCGAUACGUUCUGUAA